Molecule: messenger RNA, 1251 nt
Organism: Sphenostylis stenocarpa
Lineage: Eukaryota; Viridiplantae; Streptophyta; Magnoliopsida; Fabales; Fabaceae
Source: the annotation of a GenBank genome assembly
AUGGAGGGUAACAAUCCAAUAUCUCCGGCCGACGGCGGCGUGGACGUGACCGGGGGGAGCAAGGAGCAGCAGGCGGCGGGAGUGGGGAUUCUCCUUCAGAUAAUGAUGUUGGUUUUGUCAUUCGUGUUAGGUCACGUCCUUCGUCGCAAGAGGAUUUAUAUUCUUCCCGAAGCCAGCGCUUCUCUUCUCAUUGGCUUGCUCGUUGGUGGACUCGCUAACAUUUCUCACACUCAAACUAGUAUCAGGUCGUGUCUGGCUUCAGCCUCUCGCCUUUAUCUUGGUGGACUGAUGUACCUCAUGUACAGAUUACCUUUUGUUGAGUGUCUAAUGUUUGGUGCACUGAUAUCCGCAACUGAUCCUGUUACUGUUUUGUCCAUAUUUCAGGAGCUUGGCACAGAUGUCAAUCUAUAUGCCUUGGUUUUUGGAGAAUCUGUUUUGAAUGAUGCAAUGGCUAUUUCAUUGUACAGGUACAUGCUUGCUGAAGGUCUUGGGCUGUCUGGUAUUGUAUCAAUAUUGUUCACAGGAAUGGUCAUGAAGCAUUACACAUUUUCAAAUUUGUCACGUAGUUCUCAAAGAUUCGUCUCUGCUUUUUUUGAGUUGAUAUCAUCACUAGCAGAGACAUUUGUAUUUAUCUACAUGGGUUUUGAUAUUGCUAUGGAGAAACAUAGCUGGUCACAUGCCGGAUUUAUAUUCAUUGGAAUUGCAAGGGCAGCCAAUGUGUUCUCAUGUGCUUAUCUAGUCAACUUGGUUAGACCUGCCUAUCGACAAAUACCGCCAAAACACCAGAAAGCACUUUGGUAUAGUGGACUUCGAGGGGCAAUGGCAUUUGCCCUUGCUCUGCAAUCAAUUCAUGAUCUGCCAGAAGGACAUGGGCGGACCAUCCUAACUGCAACUACUGCAAUAGUUGUUUUGACGGUAUUACUGAUUGGUGGUUCAACAGGGGCGAUGCUGGAAGCUUUACAGGUUGUAGGUAGUGACAGUCCUAUCGAGAGUCCUUUGGCUUCAGUUACCAGAACGAAUUUCCAGGGAAACAAUGGUUACCUUUCUCCUGAUGAUGAAGAAUCUUCAGCAGGGAACAAAAUUAAAAUGAAGCUACAAGAAUUCCAAAGGAGUGCCGCAUCUUUUACUGCAUUGGAUAGAAACUACCUCACCCCAUUCUUCACUAGUCAAAAUGAAGAUGAUGAAGAUGAAGCUAUGCCCCUGACUUUGAAGAAUAUGGGAUUGGAUGACCAUGACCACCAUUCGUCAUGA